Molecule: messenger RNA, 1530 nt
Organism: Colletotrichum scovillei
Lineage: Eukaryota; Fungi; Ascomycota; Sordariomycetes; Glomerellales; Glomerellaceae
Product: cytochrome P450
Exons: 7
Coding region: 1-1530 (509 amino acids)
Molecular function (GO): iron ion binding; monooxygenase activity; heme binding
Source: RefSeq, a predicted model, not a curated record
AUGGCAAACGCAACCGACUCCGUCGCCGCUGCGGGCACCGUGUUCGACCCUCAACACUGGCCAGCAGCGACAGCCGGCCUCGUCUUCAUCAUCUUCGCCCUUCUCGCGCAGAGCUGGUUCAAGGUCGACCCCGUGGCCCACGUUCCCGUUGUGGGACAGGGCGGAAAAUGGGCGCGCAGGAAAGCGUACCUGUUCAAGGACAGCAUUUUCCGCAUCACAACAUCCAAGAAGAAGGAUACCAUUUGCGUGCCUCCCAAGUAUCUCCCCGAGUUGAAGAAGGUCCCCGACGAUAUCUUACAAUACUCCAGAAAGCUAACUUGCCCAAAGUCUAUGCAAGUCAAAUACACCCAAAUCUCAAACGACAUGCCCAUCAUCAUCCACGCCGUCAGAGCCUCUCUAACCCCAGCUCUACCCCGCCUCAACGAAGGCAUCUCAGACGAAGUCAUCGACUCAAUGCGCCUCGAACUCCCCCAAUCCCCCGCCUGGACCGAGAUCAACAUCAACGCCAAACUCCUCCGCAUCAUCGCAAUGGUCUCGGGCCGCGUCUUCAUCGGCUCCGAGCUCUGCCGCGACGAACGCUACCUCGACGCCUCCAUCUCCUACACCGUAGACCUCAUGACCGCAGUCCACGUCAUCGCCUUCGUCCCCUCCUUCCUCCGCCCCCUCGUCGCCUCCUGGCUGCCCACCACCAAGAAGCUCUACAAGCGCAUCGCCGACGCCGAGGCCGUCUUCCGCCCCAUCGUCACGGCCCGCAAGGAAGCGGCCAAGAGGGACGACUACCGCGAGCCGGACGACAUGCUGCAGUGGCUCCUCAACGCGCAGCCCAAGUUUGGCGCGCUGAGCGAUCGCGAGAUGGCGAUGGCGCAGCUGGGGGUCAGCUUUGCUGCGAUUCACACGACGUCCAUGACGACGCUGAAUGCGAUUUACUGGCUCGCGGCGAAGCCUGAGAUCAAUGAGUUGCUCCGGGACGAUAUUCAGGCGGCGCUCGCUGAGUCUGGUGGGAACUUUACGAGCGGUGCGCUGCAGAACAUGAAGAAGCUGGAUAGUUUCCUGAAGGAGGUGAUGCGCGUCAACCCGAUCUCAGCAGCAUCCUUCACCCGCAAAGUCCUCAAAAACGUAACCCUCCCCAACGGCCAAACCAUCCCCGAAGGAAUGUUCAUCGAGGUCCCCGCAGGCGGCAUGAACAACGACCCGGAAAUCUUCCCGGACCCAGAGGUGUUCGACCCCCUACGCUUCUACAAGCUCCGCGAGGCAAAAGAGCUCGCCACCUCGGGCACCAAGGCGGCAGAGGUCGUCAUGCAGGCCCAGUUCGUCAGCGUCGGCACCACGCACCUGACGUUCGGCUACGGCAAACACGCGUGCCCGGGGCGGUUCUUCGCGGUGAACGAGAUUAAGAUGAUUAUGGCGAAUAUCAUUUGCAAUUACGAGAUCAAGUUGCCCGAGGGCGUGACGGAGAGAUAUGAGAAUUUGGCUUUUGGCGCUUCCACUGUUCCGGAUCCGAAAAAGACAAUCAUGAUCAGGAAGCUGUAA